Molecule: messenger RNA, 723 nt
Organism: Seminavis robusta
Lineage: Eukaryota; Bacillariophyta; Bacillariophyceae; Naviculales; Naviculaceae
Source: the annotation of a GenBank genome assembly
AUGGCGUCCUUUUGUAGUAGAGAUCCCCACCUUCCAUCUAUGAUCGUCUUUGAUCUGGACGAUUGUCUCUGGUCUCCGGAAAUGCAUGAGCUGUACGCCAAGCCGACCGUUCCAGUCCAUGGUAUUCUGAAUCCACACAAACCUCCGAACGAACAACUGCAGGGUGUUGUCGGAUUGUCCAACCAGCAUGGCGAUACCGUGACACUGUACGAAGGAGCUCGAAGAGCCAUGUAUGAAUUGGUGACCAAUCCAGAAUAUCAAGGAGUCAUCAUCGCAGUGGCAUCGACGUCCUUGGAACCUUCCUAUUCUCAUGCUUGCUUGCAAGGAUUGGAAGUGCUGCCCGGAAAGACACUCCGCGAUGUCAUUCAGUACCAUCAGAUUGGGCGGACUGGCAAGUUGACUUCCCGGAAAACAACCCACUUUCGAGAGCUACACAAGGAGAGCGGCAUUCCCUAUGAAGAAAUGCUCUUUUUCGAUGACUGCAAUUGGGGCGAUCAUGUCGGAGACAUUGACAAGUCAUUUGGAGUGAUUGGCCAACGUACGCCUAAUGGUCUACAGUGGCAUGAGUUCCAACAGGCAUUGGGAAAGUACAAACAGCGAGCACUGGAGGCAACCGAAAAGAUUUUAAACAUGUCGGUUGUGGAAGCAGCUAUUGGGUCUGGAAAAUAUGAAAUCAACUGGAAGUCGUUCGUCGUGGUAGUUCAAGGUUUCAGAGGAGUGUAG